Messenger RNA from Thamnophis elegans (Western terrestrial garter snake), 3373 nucleotides. It is a transcript of the gene SLC30A4, whose product is annotated as solute carrier family 30 member 4. Gene Ontology annotation, molecular function: zinc ion transmembrane transporter activity. Gene Ontology annotation, biological process: zinc ion transmembrane transport; response to zinc ion. Lineage: Eukaryota; Metazoa; Chordata; Lepidosauria; Squamata; Natricidae. Gene Ontology annotation, cellular component: plasma membrane. The transcript has 8 exons. The record is from RefSeq and is a predicted model, not a curated record. The coding region runs from base 1092 to 2378 and encodes 428 amino acids.
GCUUCCCCCCCCACCCCCACUUCCCGGCUCUUCCCAAACCCCGGGAGCCGGUCGAGAGGCCCCCACCCGGUUCUCCCCAAGCCCCGGGAGCUCAUUGAGGGACUCCCAUUUCCACUUCCACCCGAUAAUCUCCAAGCCCCAGGAGCACGUCCAGGGGCUCCCACUCCCACCCGAUUGCCCCCUAGCCCCCCCCCCGGGAGCAGUCCAGGGGCUCCCACUCCCACCCGAUUCUCCCCAAGCCCCCCCCACCGGGAGCAGUCCAGGGGCUCCCACUCCCACUUCCAUCCAAUUGCCCGGUAGAAUGUCCAGGGGCUCCCACUCCCACCCGAUUGUCCCCUAGCCCACCCACCCCCGGGAGCAGUCCAGGGGCUCCCACUCCCACCCGAUUCUCUUCACCCCGCCUCCAGGGAGCACGUCCAGAGGGCUCCCACUCCCACCCGAUUCUCCCCAAGCCCCCCCCACCGGGAGCAGUCCAGGGGCUCCCACUCCCACUUCCAUCCAAUUGCCCGGUAGAAUGUCCAGGGGCUCCCACUCCCACCCGAUUGUCCCCUAGCCCACCCACCCCCGGGAGCAGUCCAGGGGCUCCCACUCCCACCCGAUUCUCUUCACCCCGCCUCCAGGGAGCACGUCCAGAGGGCUCCCACUCCCACCCGAUUCUCCCCAAGCCCCCCCCACCGGGAGCAGUCCAGGGGCUCCCACUCCCACUUCCAUCCAAUUGCCCGGUAGAAUGUCCAGGGGCUCCCACUCCCACCCGAUUGUCCCCUAGCCCACCCACCCCCGGGAGCAGUCCAGGGGCUCCCACUCCCACCCGAUUCUCUUCACCCCGCCUCCAGGGAGCACGUCCAGAGGGCUCCCACUCCCACCUGAUUCUCUCCAAGCCCCGGGAGUCCGUCGAGGGGCGUUUUCUGGAGCUCCGCGCCCGGUUUUAAUUCCUCAAUGAAACUGCCCUGGUUGGACGCUUCCGCCUAGAAGAGAACACAGGUGGGCGAACACAGCCAAGGCAUGGCAGAGAUAUAGUUGCCCCGAGGCAGACAGCCCGGCCCUCGGUACCAGGGGCAUCCAGCUGUGUUUCUAGAACCCGACCGCCUGCAAUGGCUGGCCCCAGCAUCUGGAAUCGCCUCAAGUCGGUCCUGAGGAAGAACAAUGAUUCCUUGUUUCUGAACGACUGCAGUGCCUUUGAUUUUUCGGACGAGAUUGGGGAGGAAGACUUUCCCCGCUUCAAGAAACUUCAAGUGGUGGUUUCGGACGAUGCAGCCGGCCCGUCGGCCAACGGGGCCUACGUGGGGCCUCACUCCGAUGAUGAGUCCUUGCUGGACAGGGACAUCGCGUUGCGAAGUGCUGCAGUCGGACCCCUGACGGACCCUUGCAACCACUGUACCCAGCGAAGGGAACUGUCAAAGCAGAAGAAGGUCAAGAGGCGGCUGGCUUUAGCUGCCAUUCUGUACCUUCUCUUUAUGACGGGAGAGCUCGUAGGUGGAUACGUUGCCAACAGCCUAGCUAUCAUGACGGAUGCGCUGCACAUGUUGACGGAUCUCAGCAGCAUUAUUUUGACUCUUCUUGCUUUGUGGCUCUCUGCGAAAGCGCCCACGAAAAAAUUCACCUUUGGAUUCCAUCGAUUAGAGGUUUUAUCUGCCAUCUUCAGUGUUCUGUUGAUUUACAUCCUGAUGGUUUUCCUCUUAUACGAGGCUGUUCAGCGAACAAUCCACAUGGACUACGAGAUUAAUGGAGAUGUAAUGCUCAUCACUGCAGCUGUUGGGGUCGCAGUAAACCUCAUAAUGGGCUUUUUGCUGAGCCAGUCUGGUCACCUCCACUCCCAUUCGCACGCGCCUUCAUCAGUUCCUCCCUCCGGCUCUUCCGCUGCAGCCCCUGGGCAUUCUCACAGUCACGGCCAUGGCAGCUUGGCUGUGAGAGCGGCCUUCGUCCACGCCCUGGGAGACUUGGUCCAAAGUAUUGGCGUGCUUGUCGCUGCGUACAUCAUUCGAUUUAAGCCAGAAUACAAGAUUGCUGAUCCUAUAUGUACCUACGUAUUUUCAGUUCUUGUGGCUUUCACAACCUUUCGGAUUAUACGGGACACCGGAAUAAUUGUACUUGAAGGAGUUCCAAGACAUUUAAAUGUGGACCUUAUUAAAGAAGAGUUGAUGAAAAUGGAAGACGUGUUUUCAGUGGAAAACCUGUACAUCUGGUCUCUAACGUCAGGAAAAACAAUUGCUAUCGCCCAUCUACAAUUAGUUCCUGGUAGCUCACCCAAGUGGGAGGAGGUCCAGUCCAAGGCUAGAAAAUUGCUGAUGACUACCUUUGGCGUCUAUCAAUGCUCCAUCCAGCUCCAAAGCUACAGGCGAGAGGAGAACAAGCCCUGUGCCAAUUGUCAGAGUGCCUAACUUUUUUUUCCAACCUCCGGGAAGACGCGCUGCCUUAUCCUUUUUAAUCUUGCAGCCAAAGGGCCACAAAGCAAUAAGCGUAAGAUACGAAAGGGGACGGAGCGGUUUGCACUCCGACCCGUAACAUCUGCAUUUGGUGCAGUGUCAGCGAGGGGAGCUGUCGGGGGUCCGCUUCGGCACGGCUCUUUUCACUAGGAAAAACUUCCGAUCCUUCCGUCCACCAUUCAUUUCCGUUCGGGGGUUUCCCUCGCCAAUAUAAUAUUUCCAAUAAGUUGUUUGCGCGUCCGUUGAUGGUUGAACGGGCUCCUCGUUGAACGCAGCUUCCCGCAUUGCCGUUUUCUUCACUUUCCUGACUGACGCUCCGGAAGGAGCAUCAGGAAAUUGAUCUACUUGAGUUUUCAACAGAAUUUCUUUUUUUAAAAAAGCCGAUCAUGUUCACAAUUUGUAAAGUUAAUGAUCCCUGAAUUGGUUACCUUAGGUAUUCCCCCCCCCUUUUCCCCUUUUCCAGGUUUUUAAUUCCUUAUCUUUUAAAAAAAAUGCUGCAGGGAUAACAGAUUUUUUUUUAAAAAAAAAAUAAGUUGUCUCUUAAUACAAACUUGAAUUGGUAUUGGCUUUUACGUGUAACCAGUUUUUGGACAUUUAGCUUUAAGUAGUACUUUCCGUGGUAGAAGGAUUUUAUCCAGGAUGAUCCACCACUUGUUUAACUGAAGACUUCGGGGCAGGACCCACCUGUGUUUGGACAAAAAUAUUGAUCGACUUUCAUAUGCUUUGAUAUCGGUCCUGUAUUGUAGAAGUGUAUAUUUAAUUCCUUCAAGUUUAGGUGACUGAUUUUGAAAGCCUUCCUACCAGUCGUCCUGAGUAUCUCAAGUAAUGUGUCGCCUGCUUCAAAAGGCUAUUUGAUUAACCCGAAUCUUAAUUCUACUAAAUAAAUGUGCUGUAGAAACUUCUUUGCGACUGAUUUGCUUUGCUGGAAGAGAAAGGGCUCGUAGAAAAUU